UAUAAUGAAAGAGCAAAAAAUGUCGUGGCCUGUCGCGGUUUGAAUUUGCGAAACAAAAAAAUAGAGCAAAUAAAUUUGAGAAAAACGUCCGCUGACUUGGUUUUGGUGUUCCUUUUCAUCAUCUUUUUGGCGCUACUUGGUUUUGCCACCAAAAACCGCAGAUGUGUAGAGAUUUAUUUGAAAAUAACAGCAUAGAGAUUAGCAAAGUGUUAAACCACAACAGCCGCAAUUAACCAGCUCAGCAGCCGAGCAAACAAGCUCGCAAGCCAACAGUCACGAUUUUUACACUGACGCACAUUAAUCAUCGUCGACGGCGGCAGCAUUUAGUGGUUUCAACUUCUUUCGGCUGCAAAGUAAAUCCUCUUUUCCACAAUGUACGCGCCGCAGCGAGUUUGCCUACUCAUUUGACAUACACCAAAUAGGCGUGGUGACGUAAGAAGAACAACAACAAAACCACAGGGCUAGUGCCCUGCUACAAUUUUAGUGGAAUCAGUUCAACCAUUAAUUACCAAGUUAAAGCUUAAAAUCUUGAGCGCAAAGUGAAAAAAGUUGAAAACAUUUGUGAAAAUACAUUUUUUUUUUAUUUUACAUUUUUUCAUCUCUAAGUUUUAUGCAUAUUGCGGUCAAGCUAAGUGAAAACAAAACGAGUGUUCCAUAAACUAAUAAAAAAAGCAACCAUUUUUGGUGAACAAAAUUUUUUUUAUCGAUACCCACAGCUUAGUAAAAUCUACUUGCCGCAUGUGGAUUCCAUCGGUGCUUGUAAUUCUGCCAAAGACGUUGUUGAAGUGGACGACGCCGCAUUGCAAGAGUGCAACUAAAUUUAAAGCGAAAAUCGUCAAACACCGUCAACUGCAAGCAGAAAGCGAAGUAAUAGCCAAAACAACAACAACAACCACAUUAGUAGCAGUCAUUGCGUCAGUUAGUAGCAGUGCUGAAGCCGAAGCAGCAUCAGUAUCAGCAACAGCAACCGCAGCUGUAGACUUUAGCGCAAAGCAAUAUUCUAGCGAAUCGAAAGUCGAGUCCUCACCAACGUCGUUGUCCUUUUUCGCGCUUGUACUUAGUAUUUUCAUCAAACGCACCCAUCAUUACAUCCAUCAAUUCCUCCUCGACGCUGUGAUAACAAAGUUAGCGGUCUUAAUGAAUGACUUUCGGUUAAAAUUACUUAAAAAGCCAACAAAAACGACAACAACAACAACAACAAGAUCAACCACAAAUGUUAUAAUUGAACAAAUAAUAGCAUUAAUCGAAAUAACAACAACAAAAGUGCUCAAAGCUAUUAGAACAGUGUUUGUAGAGAGUAAGCAACAAUACAAAAACAAUAAAAACAACCCAUUAACAAUAUUAAAAAUCUUGCCAGCAUCAACAAAAACAACAUCAAAAUCCAAAUCAAAAUCAGCAUCAACAUCAACUAAAACAAAAGCCACAACGAAUCAAAUCAAACCGAACCCAAACACAAGCAAAACCAUCACCAACACUAACACCAACACCAGCGAGGCUCCAUCCGCAACUCCAAUAUUACCACCAAUCGUAAGCAAAAACAACAUCACGGUGGCCGCCCUUGUUACAUUACGUCUAUUCAAUAAUAAUUCCUUCUCGUCGAACAAUCAUCGUACUUACAAUAACAGCAGCAAAUCGAAUAAAGUAUUUCUACACUAUACACCACGUGAUCCGCGUUUAAGAAUCGUCAAUAGCAAUCAAGAAAUUUUAUUUAAUAAACACCAUUUCGAUAGUGUUAGUGAAUUGAAAAUAACUGAAGAUUUAUGCGCUUAUGGUGAAUUGAUUGGAGGCUCCUUCUCAACGCCAGCGCCAUUCAAAGGCAUUCGUGCUAAUUUAGUGUACUGUGAUUGUAAUAAAAGAAAUUGUUGUUGUAAUCGACAAAAUAAUACAAAUUCUAAUUGUAUCAGUAAUAAUAGCGAAAGUGUAAGUGAAAGCCUUGAAAACAAUUUCAUUGGAAGUGAAUUGUCGCGUAAAAAAGAGAUUGUUGAGGCUAAAUAUUUUCCCGUACUGGAAGAGGAGCGCAGAGAAGCGUUGUUACAGAUCUCGGAGGCGAAAUUCUUGAAAGACUUGCAGCUUGGAUUCAUAUACUUAAAAGCAGCUAUAACUACAGUUGGUUUUCUGCUGUGAGCGCACAUCCGCACCUAUUGUGGACGCGUGCAGUCGUAAAAAGCGACGCCAGGCUCCGUUGUCACCACUGCAGCUGCGGCUUCAGACCCAGCGAGUUUUAUGGUGCUUCAAUUAUUUUGUAUCAGAAAAAAAUAAGAACGGUGCAGACGUUAUAGCCACGUUUGAAAAACGUGGUAAGCUUUGAAACUCCUACAUAAAAAUCUUCGUACAUACAUACAUACCUACGAAAAAAAUAAGGAGCAUUUUAUAAGUGUGAACUCGAGAACGUCAAAUUGACGAAGAGCCGCUCACAGAGCUCUGGCAUACGCUACGCCCAUUAAACGUAGCAAAAGCAAAGGCUAAGUAGUGGAAAACAAAAGAAAAAGAGAAAAUUCAAUAACAAAUAAGGCCGAGUACAAUAAACGAAACUUUGCUGAAAUCCAUUGUGUUCAAGAAGAAAUCAGGCUAAAACUAAAAAAA
Molecule: messenger RNA, 2583 nt
Organism: Rhagoletis pomonella (apple maggot)
Lineage: Eukaryota; Metazoa; Arthropoda; Insecta; Diptera; Tephritidae
Product: serum factor response D
Exons: 3
Coding region: 739-2124 (461 amino acids)
Source: RefSeq, a predicted model, not a curated record